UUUAAAGACAGAAAUCUGUUAAUUUGUUCACACUCUGACUUCAAAAUAUGUUUUAGAGCAGAAGUUUUGAGUCUGAACUACAUUUAAAUAUCAGUAUCAAUAUCUGUAUCAGCUGAAAUUAAUUUGUAGAUAUCAGCAUAUGGAAUACUGGUAAAUAUCCAAUAUUGUGUGUCCCUGAGUAAAAAUGCUUUUAUUAUGAAAGAAAGAAAUAACUUUGGGUUGAUCCAAUGUUCCAGCAGUCACCUGGUGAUAGAAAUGAGUAUAGCCAUCAUAAUGAUAAAUGUUAAGCAUAAUGAUUCAGUUGAAUGGCCCAAGAUGACAAGAUGUAACCACAAGGUACAACAACACAUCAAGGCAACUGGGGUUAACAACUCAGUCAAACAAUAUUUCAGAACCAAAGGAUAUAUUAAAAAGGUGUACAUCCUACAAAUGGCAUGGGAUAACGUCACCGUAGAACAACACAUCAGAAUGGAGAGACCUCCAACAUCCUCCAUGAUGCUGUCUAGCAAAAAGUCAGACGCAGGCUCCUCUUCCUCCUCCUCCUCAUCUACAGCUGGAGCAGCAGGAGGUGAGAGGGCUCCGGUUUCUGAUGCCCAGACUGGUACUUCAGCAUCAGCAGCUGGCGUUAUGGAUGUAAAGAAAAAGGAAAGGUCAUCCCCUAGUGGGGAACCUGGUGGAGCCCCCUUGCCCCACCAAGGAGGCCCAGCGACAGCAGAUCAAGAGGCUGAAGUUCGAAGAACAAGUCGUCGCAAGCGAGCAAAAAUACUAAGUCCCAAAAAAGUGGAGUACCGCGAGAUGGACGAAAGCCUGGCUAACCUGUCGGAGGACGAGUAUUACUCUGAGGAGGAGAGGAACGCCAAGGCGGAGAAAGAGAGGAAGCAGGUCAUCCCACCUCCAGCUCCACCAGUAGAGGAGGAAAAUGACAGCGAACCAGAGGAACCUUCUGGUGUAGAGGGAGCUGCAUUUCAGAGCCGCCUUCCUCAUGAUCGGAUGACAUCCCAGGAAGCUGCCUGCUUUCCUGACAUCAUCAGUGGACCCCAGCAGACUCAGAAGGUUUUCCUCUACAUACGCAAUCGUACACUCCAACUGUGGCUGGACAACCCUAAGAUCCAGCUGACCUUUGAAGCCACAGCACAGCAGCUUGAAGCUCCAUACAACAGUGAUGCUGUGCUGGUCCACAGGGUACACAGCUACUUAGAAAGGCAUGGUCUUAUUAACUUUGGUAUCUACAAAAGGGUUAAACCUUUACCAACAAAGAAAACUGGGAAGGUUAUCAUCAUUGGCGGAGGUGUGUCUGGUCUGGCUGCAGCAAGGCAGCUUCAGAGCUUUGGGAUGGAUGUUACAGUAUUAGAGGCCAGGGACCGUGUUGGAGGCAGAGUGGCCACAUUCAGGAAGGGCAACUAUGUCGCUGAUCUUGGUGCUAUGGUGGUUACAGGACUUGGAGGAAAUCCCAUGGCAGUGAUCAGUAAGCAGGUUAACAUGGAGCUUGCAAAGAUCAAACAGAAGUGUCCAUUAUAUGAAGCCAAUGGCCAAGCGGGUGAACGGUGCACAAGUGUGCCAAAAGAAAAGGAUGAGAUGGUGGAGCAAGAGUUCAACAGACUGCUGGAGGCUACCUCCUACCUCAGCCACCAGCUGGACUUCAACUUUCUCAACAACAAACCUGUUUCUCUGGGACAGGCACUGGAAGUGGUCAUACAGCUGCAGGAGAAGCAUGUAAAAGAUGAGCAGAUAGAACAUUGGAAGAAGAUUGUAAAGACUCAGGAAGAACUAAGGGAUCUUCUAAACAAGAUGGUGAGCACUAAGGAGCGGGUGAAGGAGCUCCACCAGCAGUACAAAGAGGCCAGUGAAGUCAAACCACCUCGAGAUAUCACAGCAGAGUUCCUGGUGAAGAGCAAGCACCGAGACCUCACAGCACUCUGCAAAGAGUACGACGAGUUGGUGGAGUUGCAGGCCAAACUGGAGGAGAAGCUGCAGGAGCUUGAGGCAAAUCCACCAAGCGAUGUUUACCUGUCAUCCAGGGAUCGGCAGAUCCUCGACUGGCACUUUGCCAACUUGGAGUUUGCCAAUGCUACGCCCCUCUCCACCCUUUCUCUCAAGCAUUGGGAUCAGGAUGAUGACUUUGAGUUCACCGGCAGCCACCUGACUGUCAGGAACGGUUACUCUUGUGUUCCUGUGGCGCUGGCUGAAGGUCUGGACAUCAAACUGAACACUGCAGUGCGGCAGGUUCGAUACUCAGCUUCAGGCUGUGAGGUAAUAGCAGUCAACACACGCUCCACAACGCAGACCUUUAUCUACAAGUGUGAUGCUGUGUUGUGCACGCUGCCUCUCGGCGUGUUGAAGCAGCAACCCCCUGCUGUGCAGUUUGUUCCGCCGCUGCCUGAGUGGAAGACAUCCGCCAUACAGAGGAUGGGCUUUGGAAACCUCAACAAGGUGGUGUUGUGUUUCGACCGUGUUUUCUGGGAUCCCAGUGUCAAUCUGUUUGGUCACGUCGGCUCUACAACAGCAAGUCGGGGCGAACUCUUCCUUUUCUGGAACCUCUACAAAGCCCCAAUUUUACUCGCUCUCAUGGCUGGUGAGGCAGCUGGCAUCAUGGAGAACAUCAGUGAUGAUGUGAUUGUAGGACGCUGCCUGGCCAUUCUUAAAGGAAUAUUUGGAAGCAGUGCUGUGCCACAGCCAAAGGAAACUGUGGUCACCCGUUGGCGUGCGGACCCCUGGGCAAGAGGCUCUUACUCAUAUGUGGCGGCAGGUUCUUCGGGUAACGACUACGACCUGAUGGCACAGCCAAUCACACCUGGACCUGCCAUUCCAGGAGCCUCACAGCCCGUCCCACGUCUCUUUUUCGCCGGGGAGCACACCAUCAGGAAUUACCCCGCCACAGUCCACGGUGCCCUGCUCAGCGGGCUCCGCGAGGCUGGACGUAUUGCAGAUCAGUUCCUGGGUGCCAUGUACACACUCCCUCGACAGGCCACGCCCACAGCUGCCACCAAUCCUCCACAGGCUCAGCCCACCCCAAGUGUGUGAAAAUGACUUUGCCAACACUGGACUCUCAGACCAUUCAGAGCAGCUUUUGAGGAAUUUAUCCAUCAAUCAUUUCUAUAAGGGAAAUGAGACCCCCUUUGCAUAUUUAACUUUACUUAAAAAAUGUCACUUUGAGUAUUAUGGGAAGUUGACAUUCCUUAAUUGAGCCCCUCAGAUUUUUAUUUUUGAGUAUUAGCAACUACAGAUACUGGGCUCUGCUACAGAAGGAUGUUACAUAUUAAUGCAGUGACUCAUCAAGAUUUUAAAACUACUUCCCCAGUCUCAACAGAAGUUUAGCAUUUCUUUAACCAAAUCUAUUUAUGUUUAAAAGCUUCAACUACACACGGGGAACUAGAUUUCACAUGAGACUAAUAACAUACAGGUUCUACUGUCUAAACCUACUAAAACUGCUUCUCUAAGCUAAAGACAUUUCCCUCCGGUGUCAUUGCAGAGGCCUUGUCUUGUUUGUCUUAAAGCUUAAACAUUUCUCUGUGCUGUAGCUGUUUGCUUCCUUUCUUUCAUUUAGGUUGCAGAGUGUAGUGACAGUAGUUUGUAUUAAAGUCAAAAAAGAUAUGCUGAAAGAAUUGUGAAUGUUUUGUUGCAAUAGCAGUUUUAAGUAUUUUUAUUAUGGCUGUCAUACUUUUUUAUAUUGUCAUUUUUUUGUUAUUAAAAGACGACAGAAAUAAUGUCAGUGGAUCAGUUCUUUGCUUGGAGUAUUAUCACAACUGUUUCCUGUCCCAUUACCUGCAGAUGUCUUGUCUGUGUAAUUGUCAGUGCAUGUUCAUAAGUAACAUGUCUGUGUCUCUCAUGACCUGCCAAUGACCCUGCUUCAUUGCAGGGUUUGGCUGCUUCCCAGGGUCUGUGGUACUGUGUGAGUGAGGGAGAGAUGA
Messenger RNA from Cheilinus undulatus (humphead wrasse), 3908 nucleotides. It is a transcript of the gene kdm1a, whose product is annotated as lysine (K)-specific demethylase 1a. NCBI's taxonomy places the organism in Eukaryota, Metazoa, Chordata, Actinopteri, Labriformes, Labridae. Gene Ontology annotation, cellular component: nucleus. The coding region runs from base 196 to 3021 and encodes 941 amino acids. Gene Ontology annotation, biological process: regulation of DNA-templated transcription. The record is from RefSeq and is a predicted model, not a curated record. Gene Ontology annotation, molecular function: flavin adenine dinucleotide binding; oxidoreductase activity; protein binding. The transcript has 22 exons.